Messenger RNA from Trypanosoma conorhini, 1890 nucleotides. Its product is annotated as putative selenocysteine-tRNA-specific elongation factor. The record is from RefSeq and is a predicted model, not a curated record. Gene Ontology annotation, biological process: selenocysteine incorporation. The transcript has a single exon. Gene Ontology annotation, molecular function: translation elongation factor activity; GTPase activity; GTP binding. The coding region runs from base 1 to 1890 and encodes 629 amino acids. Lineage: Eukaryota; Euglenozoa; Kinetoplastea; Trypanosomatida; Trypanosomatidae.
AUGACGGAGGAGAACGUGGUUGUGGCGAAUAUCAACAUUGGAAUUUUGGGCCACGUCGACAGCGGGAAGACGUCUCUGGCGAAAGCGCUCUCCUCCACCGCUUCCACAGCGGCGUUUGACAAAAGUCCCGAGAGCCAACGUCGCGGCAUCACGCUAGACUUGGGAUUCAGUGCCUGCUGCAUCCCCACGGCCGCGGCCGCACCGCCGUUGUAUGCGGCAGGCAUUGAGGAGGUCCAGUGCACCUUUGUUGACUGCCCGGGUCAUGCGUCCCUCAUUCGGACCAUUUUGGGUGGGGCACAGAUUAUAGACAUAAUGAUCCUUGUUAUCGAUGCAUGCAAAGGGAUACAGACGCAGACCGCAGAGUGCAUCGUCAUUGGCGAAGUCCUGUGUAAGCCGCUGCUAGUGGUAAUUAACAAGAUUGAUGCGGUGCAAGGUUCAACCCCAGCUGAGAAGCGCGCAACACUGGACAAGUUGCGGAAGCGUCUUCAAAAGACGUUUGAACGUACCCGCUGGCCCCUAGUGCAGAUGGUGGAAGUUGCUGCCGCCCCGCGUGGAGACGCGGCGACGACAGGUGCGCCGCCUCACCCCAUAAAUGUGGAGGAAGUGACUUCUGCCGUUUUGGGCCUUGUCGAUGUGGCGGUGUUGAGGGAGCAGUUGGAAACGCAACUUCGACCGGAGGACUUUGCGAUGAUGUUUGAUCACUGUUUUGCAUUGAAGGGCCAGGGCACCGUUUUUACUGGCACCGUUCUUCGUGGACAAGUCAGCGUCGGUGAUAACAUUUUGAUUCCGGAUUCGCACCUGGUAAAAAAGGUGAAGGGUUUGCAGGCAUUUCGAAAGCCCUUGCAGCGGGCAAGACGCGGAGAUCGUGUGGGGCUGUGUGUGGUUCAGUUUGAUGCCGAGGGGGUGGAACGGGGUUUAUUGUGUAGUGCACAGCAGCAGCAGAGAGGAGCGCUCCCGGCUGACGCACCCCUUUUGAUUGAGAGUGCAAAAGUGCUGGUUGCCGAGGUGAAUCGUGUGCGAUUCCAUCAGCUUUCCUGCGACGCCCACACCAAAUUUCACAUCACCAUUGGCCACUCAACCGUGAUGGGGACGAUGAGGUAUUUUAGUCGUCCCACGCCGCACAUGCGAGAGGGAGAGAAGUCCACGGCGUUUGAUCUCUUGCAGGAGAGUUUAUAUGUUGAGGAACUCACAGAGGACGCCGUUCUCGCCUUCGACAGCGCUGAAAGUCAACCGCAAUUUGGUCAGCCUGUCGCCGUGAAGCGCGGUCCGCGCACAUACUAUGCCAUUGUCCUCUUGGACCGACCCAUUAUGGCCGCCGUUGGCACCCCGCUAAUUGCCACACGACUCGAAAUGGAGCGGGAAAACAUGUGCCGCAUUGCAAUUGCGGGGUCUGUGUGCGCGCUGCUAAAUGCUGGAGGUUCCGCCGACGCAUCGCUGACGUCUUGGCGAAACCUGCCGAUUGUUCGCUAUAAAUCCAGGGCGCUUGUUGUGGAGCGCGUAGUAAACGAGAAGACUUGUAUCGCCAGCGGUGUUGUUGGGUUUGAAGCCCCGGAGACCAGCGGUGGUAGCAACAACCACAAGGCGAAGGAAAAAGACACCCUGCACGCCGAAGUGCAGAAGUUCAUUGGCAUGCAGGUUCACUUUCGUCCGACUGUGGGCGAGGAAGCUGGUGCCUCCACUCUCACAGGGGCGAAGGAGGGGGUUAUUGACUCCGCGUUUGGCAAAACGGGAAAAGUAAAGCUUGUCUUCAAGGACCCCAUUUUCCUGGAGAACGGGCCCUCGGCCACGGGGCGAGCGAAGCGAGGUGGUGUGGCAUUUCUCACGGACGGUGUGGUGGAGCUCACACUCAAAAAAUACCCUCUCGCUCUCCAUAGUCAACUCCAGCAGUAG